Molecule: messenger RNA, 2740 nt
Organism: Drosophila arizonae
Lineage: Eukaryota; Metazoa; Arthropoda; Insecta; Diptera; Drosophilidae
Biological process (GO): positive regulation of BMP signaling pathway
Cellular component (GO): extracellular region
Molecular function (GO): BMP binding
Source: RefSeq, a predicted model, not a curated record
UUCGCCACGCAACGAUAUUUAUUUUUUGGCUACUCUCAGCUUGAGCAAUAAGAUGCAUACGGACGGGCAUGAGGAGUCAACGGAGCUGAGGCUGAGCCUCGAUUUGGGUAUUUCCAAUCAACAGCCAGCUGAGGGCAUCGAAGUGGCAACAAAUCUGCAAAUGCCUGGCAAAUAUUGCCCAAAAAAUAACCAACAGCAUCGAGGACGACGACGACGCAGCGGAGCCGAGAGUGCCAAAUGGAAGGCAGCUGGUGGAUUCUCUGGCAUUUUUUGCUGGUCCAUCAAUAUGGCCAUUUUGAUUUGGCUAGCACAUUGCACGAAUGCCGUGCCCACCGACAGCAUCAGCAGCAGCAGCAGCCACAGCGCAUCCUCUACAAUUGUCAUGGCCGCGGUCACGCCGAGCAGCAUCAGUUCGAGUGGCAGCAGCACUACCGAAUCGCUGCUGGAGCAGCAACAGCCGCAGGGCCAAUGCCUGCUGGAUGGCAUUUGGGUGCCGGAGACGACGGUGCACUGCGAGAAGCAGACGAGCUGCCGCGCCAUUCAGCGCACCGGCCACUGCUGCCCCGAUUAUAAAUGCGAUUGCCAAAAGGACGGCAAGACUUAUGCGAAUGGCUAUAAAUUGGUUGAUCCGGAUACACCCUGCACCGUGUGCUAUUGCAAAGGUGGAGAAAUUGUGUGCAGCCCUGUGACCUGUUUCCGGCGCGAUGAUUGCAUGCCCAAAUACGUGCCCGGCCGCUGCUGUCCGGAGUACGACAACUGCCCCAUUCUUGACAACAAUCCGCCGCUGUCCAGUGAAUCGAGCAGCGCGGCACCGUCGACCGCGAAGCCAGCGCCGGCUGCACCGCCCGCCGGUUUCAAUUGGAAUAUAACCAUCAAGGAGAUUACCAAGCCGACAGAGAUACGCAUAACUGAUGACAAUCACAAGGUCAAACAGACAAUACCGACGCGCAAGGCGUCCAAUACCGAAGCACCGACAGCAGCAACAAGCGCAGCAACAACAACAACAACAACAACAACAGCAGCAGCAGCGACACCCCCUGCAGCAGCAGCUGUUGCUGAUGGCCCAACAGCAGCAACAGAUAUACCGGCAAGUGAAGCAACAACACCACCAGCAGCAGCGGUGGCUAGCACCACAGCAGCAGCAAUGCCAACGGCAGCAGCAACAGACUCGCCGGCAACACCAACGCCUAGCCAAGACACAAACCCGAAAGCACUUCCAGUCAAUGGCAGCGAGAGCUUAAAGCUCAUCGCCUCAGUCGGCUACAUUGAGCGCCCGCUCUCGCAUAACAAGCCGCUGGUCACCUACAAUUCAGACAGCUUGCAGCCGCUGGCCGAGAACGAUCCCAGCAAGGUGAACAUCAAGCGGGAGUAUACCACAGAGGGCGUGGCCGGGCUGCUGGGCAGCAAAGCUGAGGCCGUGCCCAUCGGAGCGAGCUCCAUAUUUCUGCAGAAUGGCUUCAGAGAUGCGCUCGUGGAGAAUGCAGCGGAACUAGAGCCAGACACGGCGGGCGGGGGGGGCAUCUACCACAUCAUCUCCACCACAGAAGGACCCACCGGCAGCAGCACCAGCAGGGGGGGGAGCAGCAGCAACAAUCCCAGCAGCACAGAGCGCACAUCAAUCUCGAGCACAGAGGGGGGGGUGCAGUCCACUGACUACAGCUCUACAUACAUCUCAAAUGUAACCUUCGAGCAGGGGGGGGGUACGGAGGGAUUAAUGGCCAUCAGCAGCAGCAGCGAGCUGCCAGCCUCAAGCAGGGGGGGGCCCGUGCAUCACAUGGAGGAGGAGGAUGUGCCGCAGGUGGAAUCCAAUCCCGCGGGGGGGGCGCUGCCCGAGGACGAUUUCAGUCUGCGUGAUGUCAACUUUCCGCUAGUCGAGGGGGGGGGGAUUGUGGAGGCGGAGACCAAAGAUGAGCAGCGCAGCAUUGUGAGCCCCUUUGAGCUGGACAACAAGCGCACCAAGCUGGUCACGGAGAGCAGCUUGGAUGCCAGCGGCAAUGGCAGCGGCGCCGGCAGUGGCGGCGGCAGCGGCGACUCUGAAUUCUAUCUCGGCUCCACAACCGGGGGGGGGCUGAGCGCAGCAACCAAUUUGGAAAAGGCCACCAUUCUGCAAGUGCCGCUGAUGUACAGCGCCGAGGAUAGCUCUGCCGAGACGCGCAUACAGAACGUUAACGAACUGGCCAAGAUCAGUGCCAGGCAGACGGAGAACGAGACCAGCGGCGAGCUGGACACGGGCAGCGGCCAAGGGGAGCUGCGUGAGCCAACAACGCCACGAGCCCAGCGACUGCCCGCCGUGGACAUAGACGAACUGGGCUCCGGCUCUGGCUCCGGCGCUGGUCAGGCACAGGGCGCCCAGGAUCCCAAAGCCGAUGCUGAGAGUCUCAAGUUGAACGAGAGCCACGAGCAGGCGGACAAUGUGGUCGAAACCAAGGCGACAUCGCGUGCCGAGAAAAGUUUCGUCGAGCAGCGAGCAGCGGGCGCGGUACAUCAUCUCGAGCGUCUCUUUCUGCAGCGGAUAUACUGAGAGUGAGUGAGUGAGGUAGCACAACUAAGAUUUUGGUGUAUAUAAAUACUAUAUGAAACGUAGCAGAGCUGUAAUUGGAGACAAUUACUUCAGUAGAGGGAAAAAGAAAAUGCAAGUGCUUGAGUAAGGCGAACAACUAGCCAAAUGCCAUGAUAAUUCCACUGCAAUUAUCAAGGAAUUAAAAUAUUACUCAAGUAAUUGUUGUUUUUUUCUUCUUAU